AUGGUGGCCCUGGGCACCCUCCUGCUCCUCGGCCUGCUCCUCAUGGCCCCGCCGGGGCUGGGACGGUGCCACCCUCAUGCCAUGCAGCUUGCAGGGAGAUGGUUCCUGGUCGGCAUGGCCUCCCGCUGCAGCUACCUGGCAGAGCACAGCCACCGGCUGGAGGCCACGGCGGUGACGGUGACCGUCCCGGAUGGGCAGAGCCUGGCCAUCAGCACUUUCAGGAAGCUGGACGGGAUAUGCUGGGAAAUCAGACAGCGCUACCUCCCUGCCAAGGCCCACGGACACUUCCUCCUGAAGGGCCGUGGCUAUGGCAGCAAGGUGGACGUGGUGGUGGGUGAGACAGACCACAGCAGUUACGCUAUCCUCUAUUACCAGAAGGGCCGGAGCAUCUCCGUCAAGCUCUAUGGACGGACCAGCCGGGUCAGCGACGCCGUUGUGGACAAGUUUGAGCAGCGCGUCAGGGCUGUGGGCCUAAGCGAAGACGUGACCUACUACUUCCCCAUAUACGGGUUUUGCGACUCCGCAGAUGAGUUUCACAUCCUCGAUGAAACGAAGCCGUAGGUGCAGAUGGUGUUACCAGGAGGU
Molecule: messenger RNA, 585 nt
Organism: Gavia stellata (red-throated loon)
Lineage: Eukaryota; Metazoa; Chordata; Aves; Gaviiformes; Gaviidae
Gene: C8G
Product: complement C8 gamma chain
Exons: 7
Coding region: 1-561 (186 amino acids)
Biological process (GO): complement activation
Cellular component (GO): membrane attack complex
Source: RefSeq, a predicted model, not a curated record